Molecule: messenger RNA, 1489 nt
Organism: Varanus komodoensis (Komodo dragon)
Lineage: Eukaryota; Metazoa; Chordata; Lepidosauria; Squamata; Varanidae
Gene: CHAC1
Product: ChaC glutathione specific gamma-glutamylcyclotransferase 1
Exons: 3
Coding region: 1-699 (232 amino acids)
Biological process (GO): glutathione catabolic process
Cellular component (GO): cytoplasm
Molecular function (GO): glutathione specific gamma-glutamylcyclotransferase activity; gamma-glutamylcyclotransferase activity
Source: RefSeq, a predicted model, not a curated record
AUGAAAAGGGAUCCGCAACCGCAGCAUCCUUCCAGCGGAGGGAAGCAUCCCCCUGGGCGGCAAAUCGAGGCGCUGCCGGAGAAGGAGUGCGCUGCUGCCGAAGAUGGACCGCCGAAAUCCCCGCUCUGGGUCUUCGGCUACGGCUCGCUGGUGUGGAGACCCGAUUUCGAGUUCACCUCCCGCAAGGUGGGCUAUAUCCGGGGCUACACCCGCCGCUUCUGGCAAGGAGACACCUUCCACCGGGGCAGCGAAAAGAUGCCUGGAAGAGUGGUCACCCUCCUAGAAGAUUAUGAUGGAUGCACAUGGGGUGUCGCCUAUGAACUCCAUGGAGAUCAGGUUGCUGCUUCGCUCAAGUACUUGAACAUGCGGGAAGCAGUGCUUGGAGGCUACGACACCAAGCUGGUGAAGUUCUACCCACAGGAAGAAGAGACUGAUGAGCCUAUCCUGGCCCUGGUUUACAUUGCAACCCCCCAGAAUCCCUCCUACCUCGGCCCAGCAUCUGAAGAGGAAAUAGCGGCGCAAAUCCUAGUCUCCAGCGGGUGUUCAGGCCACAACAUAGAGUACCUGCUACGGCUGGCGGACUUCAUGCGGUUCUGCUGCCCUCAUGUAGAGGAUGAACACUUGUUCUCCAUCGAGGAGGCUCUGAUCUCUGUGCUGCCCUGCCUGUGCCAUGCUGAGGAACCCUUUGCAAAGGAGUGAAUGUGGCCUGGCCAGCCAGGGGCUCUGGAAGACUCUUUUUUUAACCAAGGACAGGACUGUACACAACAGAUGCAGCCAUUUUAAUGCACCUGAACUCAGAUUAAUAAAGCCAGUAGGUGGAGUAGUUGGGAGGGGUGGCAGGGCAUUGGUUGCAUGCCUGCUCAUGAAUGGCAUCUGACUGGCAGCAGACCCAUUAUUUUGCAUGCAGACUGGAACGAGGCGCUGCCACACCACCAGCUCUGCUAGGGAUGUAAAACUGGUUGGAAGAGCACUCUACUCCUAAGUGUUACCUUGGAGUAGGCCCCAUUGAAUUGAAUGGGACCCACUUCUGAGCGGUUAUGCCUAGGGUUGUCCUGCUAAUUACGAUUUUAAGAAGUCCAAGCUAAGCAGGGUUCCUGCUACUUUUUAACAGUGCGGGGGGGGGGGUUGGAGGGAUGAAGAAGCAGUAAGCUUUCCUUCUAGUAUUUUUGAAGUCCACUAUUGCACCUCCAGGAGGAGGAUACUGUAGCUACAAUGUUGAAACUUGAUGGCCCUCGGUCUACCUCAUAAGCUAGCAAAGCUGCGGCUGUGGCACUGAGUGCCGGCCACUUUCUCCAGCUUCCAUUACACUGACGCAUAUGCCGGGGUUUCCAGUGCAAUAUGAACUAACUUGCCUUCUUUAGGCUCUGAUGGGGCCAAAUGUCCUGCUCGACAACCUGUCUUAAGUUAACCCACUACUUUUUUAUAACUUGAAGUUGUAUUUAUUGUAAUGAACACAAACACAUAUAUUUCAUAAAGAGAAAGUGUCCAA